GGAGCCCGGCCGGCAGCGAGCGCGCUGAGGCCGAAGAUGGGAGGAAGGUGUUCGAGCUCCCUGAACGGGAGGCAGCGCAGGUAUCUGCGAGGUCGCGCAGACGCCGCGAUGAAGAACUUCGUGCCCUAUUACCGGAGGCAGCUGGCGACUGCUCUUCUGAGACGGCUCUCGGGGGAGCUGGACCCCCGAGGCAAACCGGCCCUGCAGCUCCUGCCGAGCGAGCUCCGGGGGCCGCCCGACGCCGCUCUGCACGACGGAUCGCUCUCCCAGUAUGACGGCGAUUCCCGCAGCUGGCAGGAGAAUUACUUCCUUCUGCUUGGAGAUUUUACCCUGCAGUGGUUCGAAAGCGAAGAGGCCCUGAGGAAAGGCUGCGAGCCCAGAGGCUCGACCGCUCUCUCUGGCUACGUGCUGCUCUCUUCGCCGAGUGAAUACGCCGAAUCGCUCGGCGAUCUGUGCCAAGGACUCGCAGGUAACGCCGUGACGCGUCGACGGUUAAGAAAUAGGUAAGGGCCGAGGUGCGAGCGGGGUUCAGUCACCUCGGAGCGUGACGGAGGACGAGGCGAACGCGCGGGGCAGGUUCUGCGUCCAGCCGAGAGACCUCGCGCCAAAAGACGCCCUGGAAACUUCCUUACGUGUCGGCAGGGCCGUCGUGCUGGGGGCUGAACUCACGGCGUCGCCCAGACUUGGCGCUUUGGAGAGCUCACGCAGCUAAAUCCGUUGUUUUCCUUGUUUCUCCGCGUCCUCUGGCCUCUCCCCCGGCAGGCAGCUGUGCUCGGGGCUGCUGGCGGCCUGCGCGGCUUUACUUGGCCAGCUGGAAAGCUAAAAUUUGAAACCCGAGCGGCAGGAAAGCAGAAGCAGCUGCCGAGCGGCUU
Gymnogyps californianus (California condor) is the source of this 872-nucleotide messenger RNA. Its product is annotated as protein Niban 3-like. Lineage: Eukaryota; Metazoa; Chordata; Aves; Accipitriformes; Cathartidae. The coding region runs from base 37 to 507 and encodes 156 amino acids. The transcript is spliced from 4 exons. The record is from RefSeq and is a predicted model, not a curated record.